Molecule: messenger RNA, 1112 nt
Organism: Leucoraja erinaceus (little skate)
Lineage: Eukaryota; Metazoa; Chordata; Chondrichthyes; Rajiformes; Rajidae
Product: coagulation factor X-like
Exons: 5
Coding region: 88-633 (181 amino acids)
Cellular component (GO): extracellular region
Molecular function (GO): calcium ion binding
Source: RefSeq, a predicted model, not a curated record
CUGACAAAAUAUUGAUCAGCAUCCGUUUCAAAACCAUUCCUCGCGAAUCCUCCGUCGUCUUUCACAGCCCGAGGAAAAGAUUGAGGAAUGAACAUGAAUUCAAGGGUGAAAAGCAGAGAAGUCAUCGUCCUGCUUUACCUGUGUGGACAGGUGAACUGCUUGUUCGUGCAGAAGCCGGUGGCCAACAGCUUCCUGUCGCGGGUACGCAGAGCUAACGCUGGUCUGGAGGAGAUACUAGGCAACAACCUGGCGAGGGAAUGCUUCAAGGAGACCUGCUCCAAGGAAGAGGCCCGGGAGGUUUUCGAAGAUGAUCAAAAAACGGAGAACUUCUGGAAAUGGUAUAAAGGUUCCCCACUGGUGGAAAAUGUUCCAGAUGAGCAUGGUGCCCAUGCCAAGCCAGCGCUAAACUCCACACUGUCGACAAACACCACAGAGGAAGGGGGCGGACCGACCGUGUCCCCUCCGCCUGAGCGGGCUUUCUCCUGCAGUGAACGUGAUGUGAAGUUCAUCCUCGCGUUGGGAAAGCAAGUCCUUGAAAUGCAAGAGCAAGACAUCGAGUAUCGCCGGAAACGAAUUGAUCACAAAGAGAGACUGCUCAACACAGUACAGGAAUUCUUACACGAUUCAGCCUGAUCGCAUUAGAAACAUAGAAACAUAGAAAUAGGUGCAGGAGUAGGCCAUUCGGCCCUUCGAGCCUGCACCGCCAUUCAAUAUGAUCAUGGCUGAUCAUCCAACUCAGUAUCCCGUACCUGCCUUUUCUCCAUACCCUCUGAUCCCCUUAGCCACAAGGGCCACAUCUAACUCCCUCUUAAAUAUAGCCAAUGAACUGGCCUCAACUACCCUCUGUGGCAGAGAGUUCCAGAGAUUCACCACUCUCUGUGUGAAAAAAGUUCUCCUCAUCUCGGUUUUAAAGGAUUUCCCCCUUAUCCUUAAGCUGUGACCCCUUGUCCUGGACUUCCCCAACAUCGGAAACAAUCUUCCUGCAUCCAGCCUGUCCAACCCCUUAAGAAUUUUGUAAGUUUCUAUAAGAUCCCCCCUCAAUCUCCUAAAUUCUAGAGAGUAUAAACCAAGUCUAUCCAGUCUUUCUUCAUAAGACAGUCCUGACAUCCCAG